Arabidopsis arenosa is the source of this 1016-nucleotide messenger RNA. The record is from the annotation of a GenBank genome assembly. Lineage: Eukaryota; Viridiplantae; Streptophyta; Magnoliopsida; Brassicales; Brassicaceae.
GAUCAUAAUUUCUCAAUCAAAACUCUCUCUCUAUCUCUAAAAGGUUUUGCUCUUUUUAACUUUGUUUUUAUUAUUUAUAUAAUCUUUGCCUAUGAAUGGGUUCGUCUUCGUCGUCGCUUAAUAAUUCUCCGAUUAGAGUUGAUAGUAUGGUAACUCCAGAAUCUCCGAUGACUGUGAACGAUAACAAAAGCGACAACGUUUCGAUCAUGUCUCCUUCCAAGAAAAAUUUCGAAUCGCCAAGGAAGAGUACUUCGAUUCCGGCGGUUUCUCCGACGACGGCGAAUAAUAAUCUCACUCCGGUCAAAUCUCGGUGGUCUUUUUCUUCAUCCAAGAAAAGUUUCGGAAGCAAAGAUGAAACCUUUUUCGAUUCGCAGCCAUGGCUACAAUCUGAUUCCGACGAUGAUUUCCACAGCGUAAAUGGAGAUUUCACUCCAUCACUUGGAAACACUCCUAAGAGCAGUUUCUCAGAUAGGCCACCACGUUUCCACAACCUUAUAUUCCACGAGAGGAAGUCGUCCCGAGGCUCGUCCUCUCCAGCGCCACUUCCAAGGAGGAAGAAGCUUGGUGAGCUAUUCAGAGACAGUAUAAGAGAAGAACGAGAAGAAAGCUCUGAAGGCGGUUCAUCGUCAGCUAUAAGCACUCCUUAUCUCUCAGGUACUAACUCAGGCGAAUUCAACGACACCGCCAUCGAGAAGGAAGAGAAGAAGAAGUCUAAUUGGCAGCAUCAUCGUUGUCUUCCUGGAUUCUCUUCAUGUGGUGGAAGUUUCAUGGAGAGGAGGAAGAAGAUGAGCUCCGAAACUCCUGUUGUUGCUGUGAAAUGAGAUGUAGAGAAUCUUGAAACUUGGAAACGUUUUGUAUAUGAAAGAAUGAUAAAGAAGAGAGGGAGAGAGAUACAGAGCUCUCAGAGUAAAAAGCUCUGGUAAAUUUUACAGAGUACUCUUCUUGCUAUGAUGAGAAGAGAAUCAAUCAAAUAGGUGAAGAGAUAAUGUAAAAAGGAAGAAAAUGAGGUGCUUUGU